This is a messenger RNA of Rhodamnia argentea, 1379 nucleotides long. RefSeq names its product metalloendoproteinase 1-MMP-like. The transcript has a single exon. The record is from RefSeq and is a predicted model, not a curated record. The coding region runs from base 286 to 1362 and encodes 358 amino acids. Gene Ontology annotation, molecular function: metalloendopeptidase activity; zinc ion binding. Lineage: Eukaryota; Viridiplantae; Streptophyta; Magnoliopsida; Myrtales; Myrtaceae. Gene Ontology annotation, biological process: extracellular matrix organization; proteolysis; collagen catabolic process. Gene Ontology annotation, cellular component: extracellular matrix.
AAUAAACAGUAAACGCCCUCCCAAAGUCAGAAUCUCCAAUGAAUAGCCACACAACACAAGUUCAGAAUCUCGUUAGCCUUUCAAUCUCCUCCAUCGCAACCCCAACACAAAACAACGAUUUGAUUCACCUAAUUCUUGUGAGACCAAAAAAAAAUUAGAAAAUUAAAUCCCCUCGAUCGCCCCCCAAAAAAAAAGAUAAGAUAAAAACACCUUUUGGGUUCCUGCGAAUCCAAGUCUUUAAUCCAGAAAAGAUUUUUUUUGGGUGGCCGAACAUCAUCGUAAACCAUGCCGGCAUGGUGGCUCUUCUUGUCGGUCCUCCUCCUUUGUCGGCCGUGCUUUUCCGCCAGGAGUGCACCGGGCUCCGUAACUGUAAUAACCGUCGACGCCAGCAACGCCACGUGGCGGGACUUCUCGAGGUUCCUCGACGCCGGCAAGGGGAGCCACGUGCACGGCAUGUCGGAUCUCAAGAGGUACUUCAACCGAUUCGGCUACCUGCCCGUGCCCAACUCCAACUUCACGGACGUGUUCGAUAACGACUUCGAGUCCGCGAUCGUCGCGUACCAGACCAACCUCGGCCUCGCGGUCACCGGCCAACUCGACUCCGAGACCAUAUCGGCCGUCAUGUCGCCUCGGUGCGGGGUUCGGGACACCGACCCCUCCGGCGCCGGAGAAGGCGCGCGGUCGCUGCGGCGCUACGCGUACUUCGCCGGGAGGCCGCGGUGGGACCGGCCGGCGCCGGCGACGCUCAGCUAUGCGCUCUCGCCGGAGUACACGGUCGGGUACCUGAGCCCAGAGGACGUGAGGGCGGUGUUCCGGCGCUCGUUCGCGCGGUGGUCGGCGGUGAUCCCGGUGAACUUCGUCGAGGCGGAGGUAUAUGGGGAGGCGGACAUCAGGAUCGGGUUCUACCGGGGGGACCACGGGGACGGGGAGCCGUUCGACGGGGUGCUCGGGGUGCUGGCGCACGCGUUCUCGCCGGAGGACGGGAGGGUCCACUUCGACGCGGCGGAGAGGUGGGCGGUGGAUUUCAAGGCAGAGAGGGCGAAGGCGGCGGUCGAUCUGGAGUCAGUGGCGACGCACGAGAUCGGGCACGCGCUGGGGCUGGCGCACAGCUCGGUCAGGGAGGCGGUGAUGUACCCGAGCCUGAAGCCGAGGACGAGGAAGGUGGAGCUGAGGAUCGACGACGUGGAGGGGGUUCAGGCGCUGUACGGGUCGAACCCGAAUUUCAGGCUGAGCUCGUUGUUGGAGUCGGAGAGCUCCAAGAACGGGGGCGUUGGUGGCGGCCGAGGACUGGAGUGGAGGUGGUUUGCGUGGUCCACUUGGUUAGUGGCUCUGGUGGAUUUGAUGUUGCCUUGGUGGUUGUGAGCAUGACUGAUGACAUA